Messenger RNA from Hypanus sabinus (Atlantic stingray), 944 nucleotides. RefSeq names its product killer cell lectin-like receptor subfamily B member 1B allele B. The record is from RefSeq and is a predicted model, not a curated record. NCBI's taxonomy places the organism in Eukaryota, Metazoa, Chordata, Chondrichthyes, Myliobatiformes, Dasyatidae. Gene Ontology annotation, biological process: positive regulation of cell migration; positive regulation of lymphocyte activation; cellular response to molecule of fungal origin. The coding region runs from base 111 to 944 and encodes 277 amino acids. Gene Ontology annotation, cellular component: cell surface. Gene Ontology annotation, molecular function: pattern recognition receptor activity; (1->3)-beta-D-glucan binding. The transcript has 9 exons.
ACUAAAAGUCCUUGAGUUACAUUUGACCCUUGAAUCCAGGACAAUCGCGAAUUCCCUUCGAGACCUCUGCUAGACAAACUAUCUCAGAGACGCAGAGGAUCCUCGACAGGAUGGACGACAGCGAAGCUUGCAUGAAUCAGAAACGCACAAAUACUGGAUCAGGGGCACCUUCCCGAGACGAUCUGACCUCCACCUACACCGAGCUGAACAUUCGGAAAGUCGAACACAUCACCAAUACGCAAGCAGAUGGACUGGACCCAACCUACUCUCAGCUGAACCUUCGCCAAAAUGAGCUUCACAUCGCUAAGGAAGAAGAAACUCCUAUUGCGUCGGGACCAGGAGAUCAGGCAGGUCCGCAUAAACUGGAGUCGAAAGAGAACAUCGGAAAUAGACCGUGCCGGAAGGUCUGCCUAUUCCGUCUCGUUACAUCCGCCCUCAUCACGAUAGUGGCCGGGCUCUCGAUCUAUCUAUUACAGAUUCGUUGGUCUCAAAGCAUCUGCGAACAAAACUACCAGAUAUUUUGCCAAUUCCUGACCAGUAACAGAGAGCUAGCGUGUUCCCAGGAUUGGAUCAGAAAUAAAGACCGCUGUUAUUUAAUAUCCAAUUUGGAAACAUCUUACGACGAAGCGAAGAAAUAUUGCUCGAAAUUUCAUGCAAUGCUGCUGGAAAUAAAUUCAGAAGAAGAGAAGGAUGUUGUACCCAAAUCUCUCGUGUCUCCAGCCAGAACAUACUGGAUUGGAAAAUGCGAAAACGGGGAAGAGGCUUCUAGUCUUAUGUUCAGGGAUAACACUGGAAUGUCCCUCUGCGGUAACUGCGACUCGGACGGAUUGAUGCAACACUGCAAACGUGAACACCGUUUCAUCUGCGAAAAGCGUGCACAUUUGUUCAAGGAUAUUCCUGAAGUGAUCCGGGAUCUCUGUCAACAUUCCCUAGGACCAAAUUGA